AUGCUAUCAGUUCCAACUUUCCCGCCGGAUCCCACUUCUGGGGUAGCACCUCUGAAGAGUAGGGGUCACAGACAUAAGCGGUCGUUCGCUGUGUCAGGCGACUUUGAUUUUUUGAGGAAGGAUCCGAUGAUAAAAGGAAGUAACAGCAUUAAUAAUGACCCCCCUUCACGAAUAGACUUAAAUAACCUUCCGAGUUACUCGAAGCAUAUGCCGGGAAACGAUCCUAUAACUAUACCGGUAUCACUAUCGGAAGUGGGAAGUAUGCAUCACGAUGAACUUUCGUUCAAUUCAACAGCUAACUCAAUGCUUAACAGCCAAACAGCAGCAGAUCAGGUAUUCACAAGUCCUCGGUUCUUUAUUACUGAAGAACCUAAGUUCACCGGCGGAUUCAAAGAUGUUCCGGAUGCUAUUAUAAAUCUAGAUGAUGCUUUAAAGACGCGACCAAGGUCUUUCAAAUCACACAGACGUACGGAAUCGGCUCCGGCAGACCUCCAACUCUCCUUUAAUCUUGAUAGAAAGUUAAGGCUCACGGAAGAGCAAGUUGCUGAAGAAGAGGAAGAAAACUACAAUACUACCAUAAUCCAAGUAGAGGAUGCAAGCAAUUCGUCUUCUGAAAGUUUAUCCGGGAAGAACUCCCCUAAACUGGCUCCACCAAGCCAUCCUACGCUAAUGUCGCCUUUAAGGGCUAGAUGUCCUUCGCCAGUGACUUCUAGAGAUUCACCAAGUAAGUUAUCUGGUUAUAACACUUUGAAAAUCAACAAACAAAAGGAAAGAUAUUACAACUACUAUACCAAGCAAAUUCCUUCAAACGGGUCCGGAUCAAGCACUGUUGGCAACCAGACCUCUUCCAUGUCAAUAUCCUCGGAAUCAAGUAUUUCAAAUAGACAACUGUCAACUCCAAAUACUCCGGUAUCCAUGAACUACGGAAAUUCAAGAAAAAUCACUCCUAGAACUAAGCCUUUCAAAUACGAGACACAGGUGUACGAUAUUAGACAGGAUGCUCAAAAUGGGAAUAUGCCAAGAAGGUCUACUGUAAGCACGAUCGAAUCUAACGACACCAGUUCUAGUCGGCAUCAUAACUCUAGUUCACUUUCAUCAUCUAGUCCAUUUCCACCGCUCACACAAGACCUGCUUCUGGGACAACCAGGUGAUUCAGUGGAUUUAUCACAUGUGGAUGAAAUCAAUGAUGAACAUAUCACGAUUAUUCCUCCAAACUCAGCUGAGCGCGAAACUCCCAAACAUAAGAGUAGAUUAAGAUAUACCAAACAUUCUUCCAGUCGUAGUAUGAGUGAUCAGACACGAACUCUUCAGGUAAAAUCAAAUCCUUCAUCAGAUCUAACUAUCAAGGAAAGAAAACAUGGAAAAUUCAAUAUAAUAUCCUCUUUAUUUUCAAGACCAAAACGAUGA
This is a messenger RNA of Kluyveromyces marxianus DMKU3-1042, 1407 nucleotides long. RefSeq lists its product as uncharacterized. Lineage: Eukaryota; Fungi; Ascomycota; Saccharomycetes; Saccharomycetales; Saccharomycetaceae. The transcript has a single exon. Bases 1 to 1407 code for a protein of 468 amino acids. The record is from RefSeq and is a predicted model, not a curated record.